GACUAGUCUAUUUGUGUGUUAAUAGGAAGUUACUCUCAGUGGACGACCAUUGAUGAAGUCUUGAUACACUCCAGGAAAACGUUUGAAGGUAUUCUGAAGGUAUGUAAAUAUCACCAUGCUGCCACUGACUUUAAGCAUUAACUUGUUUAAUAUAUGAUGGUCGUGCUGUUGAUUUUUGCAUUCCAACUCUUACAUUACCCUACAUAUGUUGUAAUGUCUUUAUUUCAUUGAAUAUAGUUACUUUUUAUUUUAUAAAUCUUUGCUUUUUAUUAUCGGUAUUGUAAGUUACAUUUAAAGUAAAGUUUUUCUUCUUCACCAAAACAACCAGCACACACUAUACACACAUCACAUGCAGCCAUCACUCAGUGCAAACUCAUUACAUGCAGCCAGUACACACACCACACACAGUACAUAGAGCCAGCAGAUACAUAUCACAUAUACAGGACCGGCCUUAGGCCAUUAGGCACCCUGUGUGAAAAGUCUUCGGCACCCUCUCCCCCCCACUACCCCUCACCAAGUUGCCUGUAUACAGUCACACACACAGGCAAACAGUCACACAAACCGUUACAAGCAGUCAGUCACACACACAAACACACAGUUACAGGCAGACCGUCACAUAUGCUCAGUUACAGGCAGACAAUCACAGAGCCAAACACACAGUUAAAGGCACACAGUCACACACACACAGUCACAAGCAGACAGUCACACAUACUCCAUUACAAGCAGACAGUCAUACACACUCCGCUAAAUGCAGAUAGUCACACGCACAGGCACACACAACGGCACAGCUACAGCGACACACACAGUUACAGUCAGACAAACAGUCACACACAGGCAGAAAGUUACACACACACAGACAGUCACACACACAGGGAGGCAGUCACACAGACAGUCUCACACACACACACAGACAGUCACACGAGCUGGCCCGGGGCCACGAGCAGAGCCGGUGCUUCCUAUAAGGCUGCAGCCACCUGAGCGUUCUGUAAAGAGCCUCAGGCGACUGCAGCACUCCUCUCUCGUCACUUCCCCUUCCCUGUAGCGUGGCCGAGCUCCUCUUCCUCCUGUCAGUCCGCACGGUACAGAAGAUUCAGUUUCCUGUUCCCGGCCGGACUGACAGGAAGUGCACACUGAGUGCUCACUUCCUUUCAGUCCGGACGGGAACAGAAAACUGAAUCUCCUGUACCGCGCGGUACCCGGCCGGACUGAGCACCAGGAGGAAGAGGAGCUCGGCCAUGCUACAGGGAAGGGGAGGUAACUGAGAAGAACAUACACGGUGGGGAGGUGAGAAGAACAUGGGGAGGGGGAUAGUAAAAAGAACAUAGGGAGGGAGUAGUAAAAAGAACAUAGCGAGGGAGGAGUAAAAACACAUAGGGAGGGAAGGGGAGGGAGGGAGGGAGUUAAAAAACAUGGGGAGGGGGAGUAAAAAAACAUGGGGAGGGAGUAAGAAGGACAUGGAUGGAGGAAGGCGGAUGGAGGAAGACGGAUAGGAGGGAGGAAGAGGGGAGGGAGGAAGAAGACGGAUAGGGGAGGGGGAGGAAGGAAGAAGGACAGGAGGGGGAGGGAGGAAGAAGAACAUAGGGGGGAGGGAGGAAGAAGGACACAGGGAGGGUGGGAGGGGAGUAAGAAGGACACUGAGUGGGGAGUAAGAAAAACAUAGGGAGGGGGAGUAGUAAGAAGAACAUGGGGGGAGGAGUAAGAAGAACAUGGGGGCAGUAAGAAGAACACAGGGAGGGGGAAGGAGUAAGAAUAACACAGGGAGAGGGGGGGUGAGGAGAUGAGGAGAACACGGAGGGGGGAGGUGAGGAGAACAUGGGGAGGGGUGAGAAGAGACUGGUAGGGGAGGGUGGGGGUAGAGGAAAGACCACUAAGGGGCAGAGCUCUAAGGGAUGGAAGAGAGAGCUCUAUAGGACAGGGGACAGGACAGGGAGCUCUUUUACACUAUGUGCACAGCAGUUUUAGCUAAUUUGCACGUUUGUGAGAACUGAAAAAUGUUAACUUUUUUAAUGUAUAUUUGAUUUUAUGGUACAGUGGUGUUUUUUGCAAAUGUUAAAUUGUUGAAUGUUCAAAAUUUAUGCACAUUAUAUGCAACAGCAGUAUUUGCACUGUAAACCUUUUUUAUUUAUAUAAAGUGUGGGUGAACUUAAACUGCAUGGCUAUGCUGUGGUUGCUGUAGGCUUUGUGUGCGUGGGGGGGAGUGGGGGUUUGGGAGGGGCCUCCAUGUCCAUUUUGCUUGGGGCCCCCAAAUUCCUUCAAACAGCCCUGCAGACAGUCACACACACACAGAGGCAGGCAGUCACACAAACAGGCAAACAGUCACACACAGGCAGGCAACACACACACACACACACAGACUUACCUCUUUCCAUUAUGGCUGGAAGGGGUAGUGGAUGCAGUUGGUUGUUGGGGAAGCAGGGCCUCCUUCCUUCUUCCCUCUUCCUGUGCAGCAGUUACCAGGGGCUUCUGGUAGGUAUUAGCCCCACCUCUGCCUCGCGAUAAGCCCAACCGCACGCUAAUCCUCCAAUUGGGUACCUGUUUUAGCUCCCCUGAACUCCUGCCACCCGGCCAUGUGCGAGCUGUGUCGGCCACAUGGCGCCCCCUGGACCAUGGCGCCCUGUGCAGCCGCACAGCUCGCACACCCAUAAGGCCGGCCUUGCACAUAUAGCCAGCACACACCACACAUACUGACUUCACAUAGCCAGCACAAACCAAGGACAGUGAGCACUCACAGCACACACGACACAAAGCCAGCACAAACCAAGGACAUUGAGCACUCACACCACACACACUAUGUCAAAGGAGAGACUGUGGAUGGGCAAAGAGGGUCAUUCACAAAAGUUGUAUUAUUAUUUUUGCAAAAUAAAUUCAGUUUGCAGAACUGGAGCCUAAACCACUGUGUUAUGACAAGUGGAAGUAGAGAUUUUUUCCAGAUCAGCUAUUUUAGAUUUUUUUUUUUUUUUCAUUUAAAUGUCCUUCUCUAGUAUCUCCCACCAACUACAAUGAGAUCUAGUAAAAUCUCAAGAGGAGGAUUGGGGUUUAGACUCCGAGAGAGAACUUGACCUUGGUGUGCUUUUCUUUAUUUUUCUUUUGGAGAAGGGACCAUGCCGAUAAGGGUUACCACAGCCAAACACACCAUUUGUUUUUGGUUGGAGUAACCCUUUAACCACUAUCUUCUCUCUACUGCGGUCUUUAGUUCCUGGUUAUGUCAUCUAUCAGGAUCUUGCAUCACUAGUGUACUCACAAUAUGCAUAAAUAUUACAGUACAAUGUAAGAUUCUGUGAGAUGCCGUAGGCAUUUAUUGUGAGUUGCGGAAGAAUUUUCCUGUAGUCUGUGUUCUAGUGCCCCCUAAUUAUAAGUUGUCAAACUGCAUUAGAACAAUUUGAAUUCUGAGUUGGAGUCUGCUAGGUGCUCCACCCAGCCUGCACUACUUCUGCUGGAGAAGCUUCUAUUAGCUGUCCUGAGCUAAGCCCUGUAGUGCGGGGCUAGCUCAUUGGGUUAUUUGAUUACUCUCCGCUAAUAAGUUUAGCCCUGCACCAUCUGCAGACCACAGGUUCUAAAACAGUUUGACUACUUACAAUGUAGGGCUAUGGGGCACUCCUUGCACCACAACCACUACUGCCCAAUGUAGUGGUUAUGGUGCUUAGAGCUCUCCUUUAAUAAAACAUUUUUUGUUCUAAAAAAGUUUACAAGUGACAGUCAUUUUAAAUUCUGAAAUUAAAUAUUUGCAAAAGUGCACCUGUAUCCAUAUAUGUACCACAGCUGAGUACUGUGGGCAUCGUUCUCUAAAAUUGGGUUUUCCUAGCCACUUAUAAUGAAAGAGAUUUAAAGGGACACUGUAGGCACCAAGACCACGUCAGCUCAUUGAAGUGGUCUGGGUGCUGUGUCCCUAUUGCACUUAGUGCUACAAUGUAAAACAUUGUAGUUCCAGAGAACUGCAAUGUUUACAAUGCAGUUCUAAGUCUGCCCUCAAUGGCUGUCUACCAGAGAGCCACUAUAGGGCUUACCAGAAUCAAACGGACCUUUGGUCUGUUAUCUGACACUGGACGUCCUCACGCGCUCAAGCGUCUGAUUUUCCCCAAAGGAAAGCAUUCAAUAAUGCUUUACUAUGGUGAAAUGCUAAUACAAGCGUGGCCAUUGCCACACAUUAGGUCUCCCCUGCCAGCUUAUGUUGCUGGUUCAGGUAAGCCCAACGGGAGGGGGGCUCCUUAACCCCUUAAGGACCAAACUUCUGGAAUAAAAGGGAAUCAUGACAUGUCACACAUGUCAUGUGUCCUUAAGGGGUUAAAAAGCUAUAGUGCUAGGAAAACGAGUUUGUUUUCCUAGCACUAUAGGAUCCCUCUAACCUCUUCAGGACCGCUGAUGGUUCAGGACCGUCAGCGGUAAAAUAUGCGUUUGGACCGCUGACGGUCCUGAACUGUCAUAGCGAAAAACGGGCUGCGGGAAGCGAUCAAAGAUCGCUCCUGCCGGUAUAACGCUGUAACUAUCUGCCAGACAUCCCAGGCAGAUAGUAACAGCCAAUUGCGGCGUGUGAGCGAUCUGUGAUCGCUCACAAUUGGCUGCUGUCAAAGUGGGUGUUACAUCUCUGCCCCUAUCUCCUCUGUAGCGUUUUGUGAGGCGAGAGAGACAGAAAUCGUGAUAGUUUGUUGCAGCAAAAGUGUUCCAGAGCUUUAUACAGUAUCUAAAGUGAAUAAAAAAAAAUAAAUCAUUUUUUAACCCCUUCCCUGCCAGACCUGUUACAGCAGUGCAUUUGUACUGUCUGUAUUUUUUUUUUUGCCCUUAAAGGGUUACAUUUGUUUUAAAAAUCUUGGUCUGUCUUAGUCAGUCAGUUUCCUUCCCCCAAAUCUCCAUUAGAUGUUUGUGACAGGAGUUAGUUUAGGGAUUGCUGUUUAGUCUGUUUUAGUAAAAAAAAAAAAAAAAGUAUAACAUUUUUUUGUGUGUUUGUAAUUUGUUUUAGUCGUGUGUAAAACAUGCAGUGUAUGUAUAACUUGCAGGAGGCAUAUGCCUUCUUGGCGUCAGACUCUGACGCCACUGACACUGCGUCAGAUUUUGACCCAGGUCAGUUUUCUGACACGUCUAGUCAAGACGACAUGUCAUCUGUGUGUGAGUCGGCUGAAGAAAGAAGCUGUGCUUCCUCUGCUAUGCCGAAUGUGGAGGAGGACUGGGUACCUCCACCGUUAGCCGAGCCCAACGUCCCCCCUUUUAGUGCCAACGCAGGCAUUAAUGUUAAUGUGGAUGGCUUCUCCCCAAUGCAGUAUGUAGAACUAUUUUUAGGGGAUACCAUCUGGGAGGAGAUUGCUUCCCAGACUAACUUGUAUGCUACCCAAUUUAUUGAUAACAAUCCAGGUAGCUAUACAGUCAGGGAGCAUGACAGGCAUCCCACAGAUGUCCCAGAGCUUAAAAAAUUCUGAACUCUUACAAUGCUCAUGGGGAUCAUAAAGAAGCCAUCAAUACGCUCAUACUGGAGCACCAACCCAAUAAUGUCUAGUCCAGUAUUCUCCCAAACCAUGCCUGGAGCCAGAUACGAGUUACUGCUGAGAUUUUUACAUUUCAGUGACAAUACCCUCUGUCACCCUAGAGAUCACCCCCAAUACGAAAGGCUUCAUAAAAUACACCCACUGAUAGACCAUUUUCAGGACAAAUUUUCAGAUGUUUAUACCCCCCAACAAAAUGUAUCCAUAGAUGAAUCUCUAAUGAAAUACAAAGGGAUAUUAGGGUUCAGACAAUACAUCCCAUCAAAGCGCUGUAGGUAUGGCAUAAAACUGUACAAACUGUGUGAGAGCGAAAGUGGAUACACGUUUGCCUUUCGUGUAUAUGAGGGGAAAGAUGGUCAACUGGACCCUCCUGGCUGUCCUGACUCUCUUGGGACAAGUGGGAAACUUGUAUGGGACCUUCUAAACCCCUUGUUUGAUGAAGGUUACCACCUUUAUGUGGAUAAUCUUUAUAGUAGUGUCCGUCUGUUUAAAACACUUUAUGGUUUACAGACACUGGCCUGCGGCACUGCCAGAAAAAAUUCCAAAGACUUUCCACGAUCUCUCAUAGAGGCAAAAUUUAAAAAAGGCGAAUGUAAAGCACUUUGCAAAGCUGAGGUGCUUGCACUAAAAUUUAGGGACAGGAAGGAUGUCAACAUGCUAACCACCAUCCAUGACGAACGCAUGUCAGACGUCUCUGUCGGGGCAGAGUAGAGUCCAAGCCGGUUUGCAUCAGGGCGUAUAAUAAGUACAUGGGGGGUGUUGAUUUGGCUGAUCAGCUGAUGCAGCCAUAUCUUAUUUUACGAAAAACCAAACCAUGGUAUAACAAGGUGGCUAUCUAUCUGAUGCAAAUAGCAACCCACAACUCAUUUUUGCUUUUUAAAAAAAAUAAUCCAGGGAAAACCACCUUUCUCCAAUUUCAGUUGAAAAUAAUUUCUUUAACAAUUUAUGGAGAUGGACAAGUUCCAACAACGGUGCAAGCUGAGUCCAGACAUUUUAUUUUUAAGUUACUGCCAACUUCUAGACCCCCCCACUCCCCCAGAAACGUUUCCAGGUCUGUUUUAAAAACGGGAAAAGGACAGACACCGCUUUUUACUGUCCUGAUUGCCCUUCGAAACCAGGACUGUGUGUAGAAACAUGUUUCAAGCUGUACCACACAGAACAGUUGUAAGAAGUGUUCCUGAAUUUGUAUUUUUUUUGUUAGUCAGUUUCCUUCCCCCAGAUCUCCAGUUAGAUUCUAUUUGCAUGAGUCAGUUUAAAGAUUGCUGCUAAAUGUACAUUUGCUACCUGCACAUUUGGUCUAACAAGUUUUCUGGCAGUAACACAUAGCCAGCUGGCCAAAGCCAGAUGAUGUGUGAAUAAAAACCAGAAUUACAAAAUUACCACUACACUUUCUUUGGGGGGCAAAAUGGUUGGGGGAAAGAAGUCAAAACACCAUAUCUUCUAUAACAUUUGAUUUCUACUUUAUAAAAAUAUAUACUUUAUAUACUGUCUUGAUGGUAACAUGAACUGACGGGUGCAAAAAUAUGUCAAACUGAAGACAGACCAAGCAUACCUAUAUAUCAAGUUGAAAAACUGACAUGUACAAGUUCUGAUUGUUGCCUUUUGGCCCCCAAACAACCCAGCAACCCUAUACAUGGGGGGUAUCACUGUACUCGGGAGAUGUUGCUGAACAUAUUGGGCAGUGUUUGACAGUGACACAUAAUAGGAUCUGUUAAUUCAUGCCUAAAGUGCAGUGUGUGUGACAAAGAAACAAAAAAAGAUUACUAACCAAAAGUUUGACAAAGGCUGGUGGUAGAAUUCAGUGCAUGAAAAGUGUUAAAAUACCACCAUUUAUAAUACCCUGGGUUGUCUACUUUUCAAAAAUAUAUGGUUUGAUGGGGUAAAAUAAAUUGGCUCAAAUGGGACAUGGGCGCAGGUUGAUUACAUGUCAAUAUUCCAAGUUGGGAAACUGAUAAGCGCACCUGCCAAACGUGUUUUUUUUUUUUUUUGCCCCGAAAGAACCCGACAAGCCUAUGCAUGGGUGGUAUCACUGUAUUCAGGAGAUCUUGCUGAACACAUAUUGGGGUGUUGUUUGGCAGUGACACAUAACAGGAUCUGUUAAUUCAUGCCUAAAGUACGUGUGUGAAAAAAAACAGAAAAAAAAUUACUAACUUAAAGCCUGGUGGUAGCAUUAGUGCAUGGAAAGUGUUAAAAUACCACCAUGUGAAAUACCCUAGGGGGUCUACAAAAAUAUAUGGUUUGAUGGGGGUAAAAUAAAUUGGCUCAAAUGGGACAUGGGCGCAGGUUGAUUACAUGUCAAUAUUCCAAGUUGGGAAACUGAUAAGCGCACCUGCCAAACGUGUUUUUUUUUUUUUUUUGCCCCGAAAGAACCCGACAAGCCUAUGCAUGGGUGGUAUCACUGUAUUCAGGAGAUCUUGCUGAACACAUAUUGGGGUGUUGUUUGGCAGUGACACAUAACAGGAUCUGUUAAUUCAUGCCUAAAGUACGUGUGUGAAAAAAAACAGAAAAAAAAUUACUAACUUAAAGCCUGGUGGUAGCAUUAGUGCAUGGAAAGUGUUAAAAUACCACCAUGUGAAAUACCCUAGGGGGUCUACAAAAAUAUAUGGUUUGAUGGGGGUAAAAUACAUUGGUCGGCUUCAAAAAAGCCCCAAAUAGGACAUGCAUGCAGGUUGACUACAUGUCAAAAUUCCAAGCUGGGAAACUGAUAUGCGCACCUGCCAAAUGUGGCCUUUUAGCCCCCCAACAACCCGACACACCUAUACAUGGGGGUAUCCCUAUACUCGGGAGAUGUUGCUGAACACAUAUUGGGUUGUUGUUUGGUAGUGACACCUAACAGAAUCUGUGAAUUUAUACCUGAAUUGCAAUGUAUGGGAAAAAAUAAAACAAAUAAACUACCUAUGCAAAGUUUGGCAAAGGUUUGUGGUAAAAUGGCUGCAUAGAAAGUAUCAAAAUAUUCUUAGAUGAAUACCCUGGGUUAUCUAGUUUAAGAAAAAUAUAUACAUGUGGGGUGAAUUUUGGAGAUUUAUGACAUAACAGUGUUACAAUGUCAAUAUUGUAGAUGGGGGAUUAUUAAGGAGUGCCUGUAAUUUAUUUUCCUAUUGAGGCAGAAGUUGGCUUCAGCUCUGGAUAGCUAUUAUCUUUUUUGGGGGAGCAGGUGUCAGGAUAUAUUUAAUGGACCCCAAAUACAGGGAUACAGAGAACAAGAUAAAUUAUCAAGUCAAAAUCAGAAACAGGAAAUCAGAAAAUAUCACAAAAGUCCUAUUGGGCCAAACAAGAACUACAGCAGGGCAGUUGGAUCAAGAAAGGCCAGGAUUUAAAUACUAGUGGCUGUAUUAGGAUUGGGCUAUGUCCUAGAGUAGCGCUGCCAGAAGACGCAAGACAAUCACUUCUACUUCAUUUGUGUGUGCUGCUAUUCAGACGUAAGCUCAAACACAUAUAAAGAGAUGCACACAAGCAAGUAUUGCUGGAGUGGCAAGGAGAAAUCCAGGCAGUGGCAAGUAAUCCCCACCUUGAGAACCAUCUGCAGGGCGGAGACUAGAAAGCUUGCGUGGAAACAAAGCAUUGAACUCAUGGAGCUGGCUAGGAGCAUGCACAUCUGAAGCAGGAACCUAUGCAUGCUUCUCUGGACCAUACACCUUCCAGUUAAUGAGAUACUGUAGAAGUCCACGAGAUUUGGAAUCAAGGACUUCAAACUCCUCCUGUCCAUCGACAGAGACAGGAAGAAGAAUAGGAAUAUGUCUAGUGAACCUGUUACAUUAUAUUCUUAAGCCAUUAAUUUGUAUUUGAAAUACAGAGAGAACUAGGUUGGUCCAAGGUAUGCGAAACAGUUGAUGUGAUUUUGGAUGAAUUAGUUGCUGAAUUCAAAUAGUUUCACAAUAACUGUUGUGUUAACGUUCACUGUGUUUAUGGAGUUCCAAGAUGGCCCCCAAACAUGUGCUUUCAGGAGCCCCAAUAUGGCUACCGACCAUGUGCUUCCAAGAACAUCAAGAUGGCCACCGGCUAUGUGUCCUAGUAUAAAAUUCACAACCCAAUUACACUACCAAUAGACAUUGGCAGAGUUGCUGUAUGCCCAGAUUCAUUUGCAAGCACCCAGAAGCCAACCCUUUAAUUUUGUACAGAUAUAAUUUAGAUUAUAAGGUGCAUCAGGUAUUUUGGCACAGAUAUAUAUUGAACAGUUAACCUUCAAAGAGAGGAGAAGAAAAAAUAAGUUGGGUUGCAGCAAUAAUGUGUUCAGGAGGAACUAUAGGAUUGUUAUCUUUCUGUUUGCUCUCAAGGAAUUCGUACUGCCUAGAUAAGGCAUCAGAUUUUGUGUUACGGUAACAAGGUCUGUAUGUGAUUUAUAUAGUUUAAAUGUGACAGGCAAAGAAACCAGCAGGCCUGUCUAGUGGUUAAAGGUUUAGCAUUGGCUAUAUAUGGUUCUUAUGGUCAGUUAUUACUAUGACAAGAUAUUUAGUACCCUCUAAGAACUGUCUCCAUUUAUUAAACACAAAAACAAUCGCUAGUAAUGAUCUAUUACCUAUAUUAUAAUUAAUUUCAGACUCAGACAAUACCGUUCCAAUGCUGGUUUCCAAGACAUCAACCUCAAGGAUAAAUGGUUUAGUUAUAUCAGGAUGAACCAAGACUAUGGCUGUUGAGAAGUGCGACUUAAGUUUUACUAUAGCAGCUAAGGCUUCAAUCUACCAAACAAGGGAUUACUUCACAUUUUUGUAAUGUUAGUGAGGGGUGUUAUGUUGGAAGAAAAAUUGUGUAUAAACUUUCUUUAAUAGUAGUUGGUAGGGGGCGUGGCUUGGACGCAGAUCGGAAUGGCGGCGUGAACCAGGAGCUUCCUGUAGGCUCUGCGCUAUUACCCGCCUCACUAGCCCCACACACCGCAAAAUGGGCAAAAAAAACCGGCAAAAGCAAGCGGCAGCGACCGCCAACACUCCGAGGGGGUCCCAAACACCGGGCAUGAGACAAUACCUCCUGACCCAGGCGGAUCACGUUUCUCAGGCCUCUAGUGACUCGGAGGCCUCGGGCCUGGCCCGCCCGGCAGACACCACGAACAGGUACAACUUACACCUGACCUACCCCGAUCCCAGCUGGACUGGGCAUCCCUACUGAGCAACCUACCCACGAAAGCUGACCUUAAAGAGGCAAAUGCCGCCCUUCACAAGUCCAUAACAGGGGAACUCCAUGCCUUAAGGGAGGACAUGCAGGGGCUACACCAUAAGCUAGCAUUGUUGGAGGCAGACUGUGACCACGUGACAUCGGCACAAAACGCCACCGCAAACGUAAUACAGCGGCAGGCGAUACAACUGCGCCAAAUGGCCCUCCACAUGGAAGACCUCGAUAACAGAGGGAGGCGGCAGAAUAUCAGAAUCCGGGGCCUGCCUGAGGAACUUGACAAGACAACCCCAAUACGAGAUUCCCUCACAGAAAUCUUCAAUUCCCUUCUACAGCGGCCGAACACGACGCCUAUUGAUUUUGUUAGGGCACACAGAGCCCUCAGACCCAGAGACCCACCGGAGUCCCCCCCCAAGGGACGUGAUAUGCUGUUUAUUACACUUUCAAGUGAAGGAAGACAUCCUGAAGAGCGCUAGGGAUAAAAAACAAAUCCUUCAUCACGGCGCGGAACUACAACUAUAUCCGGACCUAUCUCCAGCGACCCUGGCGUACCGACGGGCCAUGCGCCCUCUUACACGCACACUACAAGCCAACAAGAUCAGGUAUCGUUGGAACUUCCCCACUGGCAUACAAGUCACCACAAGCACCGGCUCCUUCACCUUGAAGAACAACGGCGAUAUGAGGGACAUUGUUCGGGAACUACCACACAUACAGCUGACCUGGCCGGACUCGAUGGCCUGCUACGAGUUUUCACCCGAAGCACACCGCCAGUCGCAACAGCACACCAGACCACGAAGAACUAGACAGCAGACCACGCGCCCCACGGGCGCCAACAUAUAAGGGACUGCGCACCGCCUACUUUCCAUCCCGGGGCCUCACCUCGACCCACCCGUGGACCAGCCACACACUUCCAUACCCGACUACCAGAACCAGAGACUAUGGACACACUGCGCUGACCCCUCCGAACCGCAAGUAUACCUCCCACGGGAGACACACCCAGCCACAUAAGCAGAGAAGCACCGGGGGGCGCACCUAGGACACAGGAGCCCGGCCAUGCGGAGCCCUGUGACCUAUUGGACUAAUUUGAACUUCCUAUGAUAACGCAAGGUGCAAGGGAAACGAGUAACAUCUGGUUCACAUAUUUAGGUUUAGGGGAAUAGGGGAGUGUCCACCCCCCCGGCUGGGUCCGGCCGCCGCCGUUCGCCCGCCCUGCGAUGAACCUCGGGGACACAGAGGUUGCGGAAGGGAGGGGGGGGAACGGUCGCCACUAGGCCACACAACCGCAAGGGCACCUCCCACGGGAGACACGUCCAGCCACACCAGCAGAGAAGCACCGGGGGGUGCUCCUGGGUCGCAGGGGCCCGUCCGUGUGGUGCCCUGUGGCCUACUGGACUAAUUUGAAUUUCCUAUGAUAAUGCAAGGUGCAAGGGAGACGAGUAACAUCUGGUCCACACACUUGGGUCUAGGGGAUCAGGGGGGCGCCACCCCCCCGGCUGGGCCCGGCCGCCGCCGUUCGCCUACCCUGUGAUGAACCUCGGGGAGCAGGCGGGGGAUGGCGCCGGCGGGGCACACCCGGGGUGGGGACGCUGAUAAGUUACGGAGGGGAAGGGGGGAAAGGUCGCAACCAGGCCACACAAUCCAGACUAACCCAUAGAUCAGCCACACGCUCUAGACAUGGGACAAGGAGGGCACGGACACCACCCAGACGCUCGAGACUUCACUUUCUAUUCCCAUCCGCACAACUCAUACUCCCGCAUCGACCACAUAUACACCUCACACUACGACCUUUCAUUGGUAACUGACGUCGGGAUCGGAACAGCCACAUGGUCGGACCAUGCCCCUGUCUCCCUCAAAAUAAAGUCACCACUAUUCCGCCCCACAUCCCCGAAAUGGAGACUCAAUGAAUACCUACUCUCCCACCCGGGAGUCACGACCCUCAUAGGCGAUAAAAUCAGAGAGUACCUUGCCACCAAUACGACGGAGCAGACAUCGCCGACGAUACGCUGGGGAGCAAACAAAAGUGUGAUAAGAGGUCACUAUAUCCAACAGGGGGCAAUACUAAAAAAACAAACCGAAGCCCGACUGACCGUCCUACUAGACGAUAUCCAGCAAAACGGACGAACAAAACAAACGCGACCCAGACCACACACACCAGACCCGACUCCUACAACUGAGGAGGGACCUAGCGACCAUACUGCAUUCCAAACACCACAGGGAGGCACUUAGAAACAAGGCCUUCUUUACCCUACAUGGGAACAAGAGUGGCAAGCUCCUCGCUACGAUGCUGAGGAAACAGAGACAGCACACUUACAUCGACAAGAUCAGAGACAAACAGGGGACCCUACACCGUCUCCCGACUGAUAUCAUGAGAGCGAUCCGUACAUACUACGCUGAGCUAUAAAAACUCCCACAACCGACAACCGAACUGGCUAAGGCACACAUUCGCCGCUCGAUUCAGGACUACCUGACUAAAUACCCGAUACCGUCCCUAGACGCAGAAGUCGCUGACCUGGUUGACGAACGCAUAACUGUUGAGGAAUUAGCGCGAGCGGUCAAACUCACUAAACCGGGCAAAAGCCCAGGGCCGGAUGGCUUACCGGUAAAAUACUAUAAGACUUACGCCGAGGAUCUUUACCCACCCAUGGUGGAAGCAUUUAACGCGAUACGAGAAGGAAACCACAUCCCUACCCAAGCUCUAACAGCCCAUAUCACCAUCAUACCCAAGGACGGCAAAGACAGAGAGCAUUGCGGGAAUUACAGACCAAUAUCGCUAAUCAAUUGCGACAUUAAGCUACUGGCCAAGAUCCUGGUGGUGCGCCUCACCAAACACAUCCCAUCUCUGGUCCACCCUGACCAGGUGGGAUUUGUGACAGGACGCGAGGCGCGCGACAAUACCAUCAGAGCGCUCACACUUAUGCACGGAGGUGGGGGCACGGACGGAGGCCUCCUCUUGUUGUCCACGGAUGCAGAGAAGGCCUUCGAUAGAGUGAGCUGGGACUACCUCUUCGAGACGCUAUCCCACAUGGGGCUGGGUCCCCACACCCGACGCUGGAUAGAGGCUCUAUACCGAGCACCGACGGCCCAGGUGUUAGUUAACGGGGCGCUGACUGACCAUACACAACGGCACGCGACAGGGGUGCCCGCUCUCGCCCUGGAACCAUUCCUCACACACAUUCGCCACAACCCAGACAUAACGGGCCGGACGACAGGCCAAGUACACCACAAGGUAGCGGCGUACGCAGAUGACCUACUUUUUGUGGUGACCAACCCCGAGAUCACCCUUCCAAACAUCCAGAAAGACCUGCGGACAUUUGGCGAUAUAUCUAACCUUAAAAUUAAUUACGGCAAAUCCUACAUCCUUAAUGUUAGCGUCCCCGCCACACGCGCAGACCCUCUAUGACGCAGUUUCCCCUUCCAAUGGGCUGAACAUAAAAUUAGGUACUUAGGUAUAUGGCUGACCAGGCAGAGCAGAGACCUGUAUAGGGACAACUUCGCCACUAUACUGCACACGUUCCAACGAGACUUGAGGGAAUGGUCCUACCCGCACAUAUCGUGGCUCGGGAGAGUGCAGGUCAUAAAAAUGAACUUUCUUCCGCGCCUCUUAUACCUCUUCCAGGCCAUCCCCAUUGUCAUACCAGGCCCCUUCUUUAACACACUCAGAAAAGAAAUGAUAAAAUACGUAUGGAACGGGGGGAGGCCCAGAGUGAAAUUUUCUACACUGACACGUCCUAAAGACAAAGGGGGACUAGCCCUCCCAGACUUCCACCAGUACUACGUGGCCACACACCUACAGAGAAUCAUGGAGUGGUCUAAAGACGGAGUACACAAACUAUGGAAGACGGUGGAAGAGGCAGAAGCAGGCAGACCGAUCUCGGGCCUUCCCUGGGGCCGAGACACAACCGAUAGAGGUGACAUGUCCAUAUACACAAGACACACCAUGAGAGUUUGGAGGAGGGCCGCGAAGAAGGGGAACAUGGCAACGUACCCCUCCUCCCUCCUACCCUUGACACACAACGAGGACUUCCCGCCGGGUUUGGACCCAGGAGUCCUCAAACACAUCCUCCCGGACAGAUCCCCACGCCUACACCACCUCCUCCAAGGAGGGAAAUGUAAAACACUAACGGACUUGAUGGGAGAGACGCCCCCGACCUUUAUGCACCGCUUCCGACAUGCCCAACUGACCAAUUACAUCCACUCCCUGCCGCAGGGACCAGCACUGGCCAGAGACCAGACCACGAUAGAAGUGGUCAGCUCACACCCAGACCCGCUCCCACACGGAGUGUCCUUCUUAUAUUCUAUGCUCCAAUCAGAAACCCUGUCCGAGACACCACUCUUCAUGGGAAAAUGGGAGACAACCCUGGGUAACACGCUAACAGAAGCAGAAUUGGAAACCAUCUGCUACCUUACACACCACUGUUCCACACACAGCAAAACACAGGAAACGGCCUACAAGCUUCUAACACAUUGGUACAGGACACCACAUCUCCUUCACCACGUAAACCCAGACCACUCCAGACUCUGCUGGAGAUGUGAACGAGAGGUAGGCACCACGAAACACAUCUGGUGGGAUUGCGCCUUGAUCCAACCAUACUGGAAGAGGAUACACAAAAUGCUACCCCCCCCUUUUCUUUUCUUCCCAUCCCGACGCGAAAUACCCGAGCAUCAUCAUUGACUGAAUCAUCCCCACCGCACCCAUAGCAAUAAGGGAAACCAUAAUCAGGAACGACUAACAAACACGAGCUGGUACACACGUCCAGACCAGUCCGGGACGUCACCCCAAAGCCAAAACACGCGAACACCUGUGAUAAUCCUGGACAGGCCCGGCAAUGACACGGCUAAUGCAGUAUCCACACACCCAAUAUAAGAGUACCCCCUACCUGCAAUAUCACCAUACCCCUGGUUAAACACGGGAAAUACUGAUAGUAAUAACGGGGGAAAACACAAGCCCACCACGGACAAUGCCACAUGGCUAAGGACACAGGGCCCUGUGAGACGCCCGUUGACAGAGACCAUAGGGGAAGCCUACAAACACUGACACCUAAUCAAGGACUGAUUAAUCCGGUUCAAGGACGGUUGCUUGGCAUAAUGUUCACCCAGUUUAUGAAAACGUUACUUAACUUAUAUUCCCAAACAAAUGUAAAUACCAGAAAAUGGGGACCUGCGAGUCCUUCUACGAUGGGGCCUGCGAGCCUAACUUGUUACCUUUUAUAAUAACAUACAAUGGAGACCUGCACGUCUCAUCGAACAUUAAUAUAUGCAAAAUGAAUAAAAAUCAUAUUCACAAAAAAAAAUAGUAGUUGGUAAAUCCAAGGAAAUGUUUGAUAGCCUUCAAACUUUGUGGUAAGACCAUGUUUAAUUGGCUUUGAGCUUGGAAGGAACCAUAGUGAUCCCUUAUUCUGAUAUGAUAUAACCCAGAAACUGUACACUAAAUUGAUGGAAUAAGCAUUUUUCUGGUUUACAAUACACAUUUAGUAGUUUAGAUAAUACCAUUCUGACAUGUAUGUAUUGUGUCUCUAGAUGUGGUGAAUGUGUGUAAAUUUCGUCAGAGAGUCAACAACACAUAAAAGUAGCAAGUAAGGGGGGGCGUGGCCGACCGCAGAGCGAGACGGACAUGUUCUAAAUCCUCUCCUCAAGACCCGGGCUGAAUCCGAUGCGAUCGGAGACCUACGCGGAACAUGGGUAACCAAAAGAAGUACCAACAGAUGCAGGGAGCCCAGGGGAAAACUCCAACGGCCAAAUCGGGCACUCUCACCCGUUUCCUGAGAGAUAGCUCGGAGAGAGACACGGAGGCCGCGGCCGCGACCUCCAAGAUGGCGGGAGCUGACCCUAUGGCGGAAUCCCUACCACCCAGCCCUCAACCAUCGGAGGGCUCUCUGAAAUCGUUGGAGAUCAUCCCAGACCUGGAUAUCAGGGAUCUCCUAAAGAACUUACCGUCGAAAACGGAUAUGGAGCACAUGAUACACAAAUUGUAAGCCUCCCUGCAUUCCAAGAUGGCGGAAAUGGGAACGGAAAUCCAACAACUAAACUUGAAGGUGGGUGACUUGGAGGAAGAGAGAGAUCUUAUGCAGGCUCAAAUCACUAACAUCUCCACCACCUUAAACUCCCACAUACAAUUUAUGUCUGCCACCCAGAGGCACAUUGAUGACCUCGAUAAUAGGGGUCGCAGGAACAACUUGCGCAUAAGGGGGGUGCCUGAGUCCCCAACUGAAGACCUAACGUCCAUCCUAACAGAGCUCUUCGGGCUACUGAUACGAGAUGCCCCUGCCAACCUCCUGUUAUUGGACAGAGCACAUCGCUCCCUGCGCCCCAAGGGAAUCUCUCAAGACUCCCCACGAGACAUUAUUUGUAGAUUACACUACUUUGACACGAAGAAUGGAGUAAUGAGAGCAUUACGGGAAACUUCACAGCCGCUACUGUAUCACGGUAAUCCCAUACAAAUAUAUCCUGACCUCUCCUGGUACACUCUACAGGCUAGGCGGGCCCUUAAGCCAAUCACCGAGCUGCUGCGCAAUAGAAGCAUCAAAUACCGCUGGGGCUUCCCCUUUGCCCUGAUAGUGAACUACAAGGGCACUGUCACCCAAAUAGCCUCAAUUCUAGAUGUUCCUCCCUUCCUCCGGGCCCUGGAGCUUCCAGACACGACGAUACUGGAUUGGAACUACCCGAUACCCCACCAAGACAACUUGCAACUAACUCAACGACAGAAUUGGAGUACUCCGGCGAAAACGAGCAGAAAUGACUCCGGAUUAACUUCUCCACAAGCAAGACGGGGGAGACAACCCAACACCCCUGCCCGCAAGCGAAUGGCCACAGGCGACUAGGAGGCUACUUCAGGACCAAGCACCCCUACACAGGGACACAAAGAUCGACUACACGGACACGAAGCCAGAUGAAGUAUCUGGAAAUCCUCUAUACUCCUUCACUCUUACAAACUGCACAAAAGUCCUCUUGGAGACAUCUGCCACUGAGAAUCGUCUGACCCUGGGGACGUCGGAACAGGGAGGUGACACCGGAGCAUUGAAUGAUAUAUGGAUCUGACGUCCCUCUUUUCAUAGACUCCAAGGCCAGGCAAUGGACGCUAUCAUACCCCACUUACCAGAGGGGAGGGCAAGUAUGCUCCGACUAACAAUAUGUACUUUGACACCAAUGGGACGUUAUUCUCACUUUAGCCUUAGCACCAGGCCUUGUUAGUGCAGGUCUUUUAGCUUGAAUUAGCCUAUAAGGAAUAACAACUCUCGUAGUGGGUCUCUCCCAGUUAAUAUAUAAAAAAAAAAAAAAAAAAAAUUUUAGCAUACCCAACUUAGGUUCCAUAGUUCUCCAAACGAAUACUUAAUCUUUGAGGAUUAAUAGUCCCGGGUCUCAGGCGCAUCCCAAGACCACACAACCCCAUUUUAGACUUGGUUCUAACUCUUGCGCCGAGAUAGGACCAGAUUCCCCCUCAGGGAAAACCAGUCACACUCCUAGGAGUGGACACCUUUCCAGAUCUAUCCUCUUCCCCAUUUUACACUACCGAUAUCCCAAUUGUACCGUAAGGGUGAUAGAGCGAUAAGGUCAUAACGAGUUGUUAGUACUUGAAUCAUACUAACAUAGUCAAGCAGGAGCCACUAGACAGUGGCCCACUGAGGGCUGGGCGGGAUUUGCCAUUGUCAGUGCUUUAUCUCGUUUGUUUUUGUUAAAUGUUUCAACAUCUUAACUACAGACAUUUUGUGUUUAUACUGUUUUAUACUGUUUCUUCCAAGGUUCAGUUAAUACCGACCAGGACUAUCUACUUGACACGACUAUAAGCUAAGGAGUCACCGGCCACCUCCCCCAUAGCCCCCACCGGCAGGGGCCACUGUGGCAGGACAGAUCCCGCGAAACUACCCAGGCAGACAGUCUCUCUCUUCCUUCCCCCUCACCACCCUCGGGCUAAAACCCGAGAUAAGGUAAUCUAACCCUGCACAAGACACACACCGAUCUACUGACACUCCACACACGGGCUGAGAUACUGAAUUAGGAACAAUACACCCAGGGGUCUCACUGGAUACGGUACAGUAAACGACAUCUCAAUCACAUCUCUCUCUCCAGGUAUCUCCUCUACCAAUUUCCCUCGGGAUGGCAACCAUAACACUCCUCACGCAAAAUGCGAGGGGCCUCAACACCCCAGAGAAGAGAUCCAUGGCCCUAGCGGACUUUAACAGACACAAAGCACAUAUCGUUUUUGUCCAAGAAACCCACUUCCGCAAAAACACCCCCCCUAAAUUACAAAACAGGGACUUCCCAAGAGGAUACUUUAGUCAUUACUCAGAAGCAAAAGCACGAGGGGUCGCCAUACUUAUCCACCGCCACACACAAUUCACUUUCCAAGACCAACAACAAGACGAUUCCGGCAGGUUCCUUUUUGUAAAAGGAAAGCUAGGAAACACCCAAAUCACGCUGGCCAACAUCUACCUACCCAAUAAGAAACAGGCCCAAUCCCUCAAAAAAAUCUUAGAGAAACUUUCGCUAUUCCAUGAAGGGGUGGUGAUCCUGGGAGGUGACAUUAACAAUUCUCUAGACGGAGCCCUAGACUCUACCACUACCGCCCACAAAUACCAAUCCCAAUCAAGACUGCAGAUGAAAAAAAUUCUCUACGAUGCUCAACUGUAUGAUGGGUGGAGAGCGAUCCACCCUACGAAGAAAGAUUACUCUUUCUUCUCACCACCUACGGGGACCUAUUCCCGUAUAGAUUCUUUCUUCCUACAGCAUAGAUACUUGCCCAUGAUACAGACGUCCUCCUAUGGACCCAUCACAUGGUCUGACCACGCUCACCUGACGCUCACAUUGACCAUACCAUCCCUACCCAAUCCCUCGGCACAAUGGAAACUGAAUGACCUGUUACUAAAUCCCCCUGACACUCUUGCACAAAUUAAGAAGACGGCCACUGACUACUUUAGGGAAAACACAACGGCGGACACUGCUCCCAUAAUGACGUGGGAAGCACACAAAGCAGUACUCAGAGGAGAACUAAUCCGAAUAGCCUCCAACCUGAAACACAAGAGGGAAAGGUCUAUUAUCAGACUCACUAGGGAAAUCAAAACUCUAGAAUGCAAACACCAUGACAUAUCCAUGCUGCAGGACUACUCCUCGCUACUAGCCAAACGGACAGAAUUAAAUACGAUUCUGACCCUCCAUGCCAAAAGGAAAAUGUCUCUGACGAAAAGCACAUACUAUAUGCAGGGAGGCAAAGCUGGGAAACUCCUAGCACAGUCGUUACAGAAAGAACGACAAUCUACCUUCAUUUCUGACAUUAGAACUGAAACAGGCAGGAUAACUAGCCACAUGCCAGACAUAAUGGGAGCAUUCCACAAAUUCUACACCGACUUAUACAACCUGAAAUCGGCCCCUCCCACACCCCAAGACGUAAUAGAUUUCCUAACAUCCAGAAUUAAGCGCACCCUCCCGGCCAACGACAUGGCAUUCCUAGACGACCCAAUCUCGGUGGACGAAUUUCUUCACGUGACUAAGACCAUACCCAUAGGCAAAAGCCCAGGCCCAGAUGGAUUCACCGGGAAAUACUACAAACUAAUGGCACCAAUUCUGGCACAACCCUUUAUAGAUGCUUUUAACACACGAAACCUCUCGACCUGCAUUCCACAUACUGCGCUCGAGGCAACCAUUACCUUGAUACCGAAACCGGGUAAAGACCUGACCUCAUGUGGCAGCUACAGGCCCAUAUCACUGAUAAAUCUAGACUUGAAAAUUCUUACGAAAAUAAUGGCCACUAGACUCAAACCCCUACUCCCUGGUCUUAUUCACCAUGAUCAGGCUGGCUUUGUCCCACACCGAGAGGCCAAGAACAACACCACAAAAAUCAUUAACCUUAUCCACUGGGCGCAAAUACACAAACUCGACAGUGCCCUUCUGGCCAUCGAUGCUGAAAAAGCUUUUGAUAGGGUCAGUUGGGCGUUGCUGAAACACACAAUCCGUCUACUGGGCUUUGGCUCUCGCUGGCAGGAGUGGAUAGACGCUAUCUAUUCACGUCCAACAGCAAAGAGGCAUUUGCAUAGACUCACAGGAAUACAAGGUCACAGCUUUUGCGGACGACCUCCUGUUCACUGUGACAAGUCCGUCAGAGACAAUUUCCCACAUAAUUACCGAAAUGGAAACCUAUGGGAGACUCUCAAACUUCCGGGCAAAUCUAUCCAAAUGUGAACUUCUACCUAUACACGCAGCAACCUCACUCAAUACUACGCUGAGAACUAAAUAUAAAUUUACCUGGGCCUCCAAGUCCAUCAAAUACUUAGGAGUCCACAUCCCAAACGAUUUGGAAUGUACUUAUAAAUUAAACUUUCUUCCACUAUUAGAGACCAUUGCCAAGGACCUACGAGCGUGGCACAAACCAUGCUUUGGGUGGUUUAGCAGAAUUAACAUACUAAAAAUGAACCUCCUCCCUAGGGUGCUCUAUCUUCUUCAAACACUCCCCAUUGCUAUUCCCCGUACCUUCUUUUUAAAAAUCAGAGCCAUCUUCACUAAAUUUAUCUGUGCACACACAACCCCUAGGCUAGCCUACUCCACACUGACAAAAGGCAAAGAGCAAGGAGGAGUAAAUCUCCCAGACAUAGAGCAAUAUCAUCAGGCGACUCAGAUGCAACGGAUCUAUGAAUGGACAAAGCCCACUCACGUCAUGCCAUGGACGCAUAUAGAAAACACGAUAUCCAAACAUACCCUACGCACCAUCUGUUGGUUGCCCGAUGCCCACACACAAUUUCGGACGUUCUCCUCUAAAACACACCCAACAAUAGACCCAACCCUGAGAAUUUGGCACAAGCUCAGAUACAACUUGGGAAUCUCGCCGCACCCGUCACCAUUGUAUCCACUCACCCACAACCCCUUAUUUCAGCAAGGGGACUCGGGACAGGCAUUCCACAUGUAUCAUGUAGGCUCCACCCUGCAAUUAAGGGAUAUGGUACACGAGGGCGGGAUUAAAUCCCUAUCCCAUAUUAUGCCGAACUUAACCCACACGUUAGUCCAAAAAAUGCGCCACCACCAACUGUCCACCUUCAUUAGAACUCAUAACCUAUUGCCCAGCGGGGAUAGACAACUGACCAAAUUUGAGCAACUCUGCACUUCACACUCGGUCACUAAAAAACUACUCUCCACUAUGUACUCCCUGAUCACCGACGCACGUUCACGGACUCUCCCAGGGUACACGACAAAAUGGACGGAAGAACUCAAAAUUACACUCUCACCACAGCAAUGGCUAUCCAUCCUGAAAAAGGUUCAUACCUCAUCUAUCUCACUUUCUACCCAAGAGAGUAACUUUAAAAGAGUAACCAGAUGGCACUACACACCUGCUAAAUUACGCCUGAUACACACCACCCCCACGGACCAAUGUUGGAGAUGCAACCAACCGGGGGCUAACCACGCACACAUUUGGUGGCAGUGCCCGCUAAUAGCUAGGUUUUGGUCCAGAAUCCACACGCUCAUCCAAAUCAUAUUCCACACCACGUUCACGUUAGCCCCAGCUAACUAUCUAUUCCACAUACCCCCACAUGGCUUCUCGAAAAGAGAUACUAAUCUCUUCAUCCAACUGACUACGGCAGCAUCCCAGUUAAUACCCAAGUACUGGAAACAAUCCAAACCCCCAUCAAUCAGGGAAUGGAUACAGAGGGUGGAAGAUACAAGAUUAAUGGAAGCUAUAGCACAGUCUAAACUAGGAAACCACUCGAAACACAUUGAAGUUUGGAACCUCUGGAUCACAUUUAGCAAAAACAGGGCAUCCUCGACGGACGGGACUGACUGUCACAGGGGGGGGGGAGGAGUGGAGGUACUGAAGUGGGGAUGACUCGCAAGGGCCAACAGAGCAUUCGGAAACAGAUACCAACGAAAUAGUAACUAUACAGUAGACCUAACAAAGUCAACGAAACCCCACAGACAAAAAUUCAGACCUGAGUGACGAUUAUAGUUAACGCGCAAUCAACUCCAACGACUGUGACUCAAAAAUACAAGAGAUGGCCCACACAGACCGAACGAGCUACAGACAACCAUAGUAUUAUUAUUAAUACUUAUACUCAUACCACAACGCAGCCUUUAGGCUCUCUUAGUAGACAAGGUACCCAAAGCGUGACUAAAUUUCCCACGAAACUAACUAUCGACACCAAAUUCCCACCUAGCACGAAUAAGACCCUAGUAGACCAUACAGCUGAGACAACUACAUUCGGUAUAAGCAAAAGGUAUAACUUUGUCAUUCUUUGUAUUCAUUGUAUCCAUGAAAACCAUGUUCUGUACAUAUGCUUGUACCGUCAAAACUGCAUGUUUUCUUACUGAUGUUAUACUCAAAAUGUAUCGAAACACGUUUUAUCUGACAAAAAUAAAAAUAAAUUUAAAUAAAAAUAAAAGUAGCAAGUAACGUAACAUGCCAUUGACAAGAUCUCAGAAGAUGGCUGGUGCAUCACCAAGUACACGUGCGAGUGUUAAAGGCCAUCUUUCACUCAUCUCUAUAAUGGAAAAAAAUAAAAAAUAUAAUGCCUAAUACCUCACAAACAUAAUAUUAAUAUAAAUGAAUUUAAUGUGAUAAACACAAAAAAAUGCAAUGUCAAAACAAAUAUAUAAUUUAUUUGCAAAGCAAAUCAGUACAAGUUAAUGGUGCAUUUUGUUAUUUUUUUUCAGCUAGGAGUAAUAAAACCAGGGAUUUCCUUACCUUAAUUUCAUUUUUGCUUUUUAUGCCUUGUCCAUAUCUUUACAUGUUAUCAAAGUUAGAUAUUCAUUAUAGUGUAUAGCUGUAGAAGGCUAUGCAAAAAUGGCAAAAUGGAACCUGUCUGUAAUUAAUUUGAUCUUGGAGUAUUUUAACUAGUUUAAUAACAAAAAACAAAAAUACUAAUUACACAGAAAUAUGAUUUUCACUCUGGGUAAUUUAUAUAAAUGCACAGAUUAAUGAUUUUAUUUUUAAGUUGCAAAGCAUUUAGUCUAUAACUACUAUUUCUGUCUUUUGUCAUCAAGCUGGAGUGUGAAUUCAUCUUUAUGAGCCUCUAUAGCUGCCGCAUACAUGGAGCAUGCAAACAUCUUGAGUGUGGCCGUGAUUCUGCUAAACCUGGUAAUAUCUUACGGGCAGGAAUAUCCUUUUAUGGACCCUUCACUUCCGUGGGAUAAACGUGUGGAGGACCUGAUUGGGCGUUUAACUCUAGAGGAGAUGGUGCUGCAGGUAAUAGCACAGUCAUGAUAUUUCAUGGUUGCACUUUCUUUGAUUCCUCUUCUCUCCCUCUCUCAUGAUCUGUUCUUCAUUUCUUCCUGUCUGCUCUAGUUUUUAAAACAUAAGACAAAGUAGGGACUAUUUGUCUUAUGGAAGUUUCCUACACCUGACCAUCUCUGACCAGCAGAGGAGCAAAGCGUGCUCCAUUUCCGGUGGUCAGAGCAAUUUUCCCAUAAUUCUCACCUUUCUUCUGUGUUCCCACAAAGCCUCCUUUCACUUUUCCUGAACGUCCUGUCACUUAGACAGAACGCCGGCGAAACUACCGAAUCGCGUCCUAACAGAAUGAGAACAGUUUUUCUCCAUUCGUGUUAGGAUGCAAUUCGGGACUUUGUUCGGAUUGAAAUUUCAUUUGAAUGAAACUCUGAUCCUAUUCGUGCCACGGUAUCAAGGAGCUAUCUACCAAAAGGCUGAAAGACCUAAAUUGGUCAUUCAGCAAAAUUACUAAUACUUAGAAAAGAUUACUUCGUGUUAGUAAAUUCUGCCCCUACUCGAGUAGGAACAUGUCUACUAAACAGUGAGCAGUGGGGGCUAUUAAACUGAGCGGCGGGUGGGGCCCUAAAUAACAACGGGUGGGGACCUAUUGUCCUUCCUCCCCUGGCCCCCACCCUUGAGUGGCUGGUGAAGGCCCUAAAUAAGAAUGGGGGGGAGCUACUGUCCUUCCCCCUGGCCCCCACCCCUGAGCGGCGGGUCCUAAAUAACAAUAAGGUGGAGGGACCCAGGGGGAAGGGAAUCGGGGGGACCUAUUGUCCUGCUUUGAGAAAAUUCCAAAGAACUUUCCCACACUGUGUAUUAUGACACAGAGCACUCUGGUUGGAUUUCAAGCCAUCCAAUCAGAGUGCUGUGACAGGUAAAUGUAGAGACUUACCUGUCAGUCUCUUCAUUUACCUGUAAGAGCACUCUGAUUGGAUAAACCAACCAAUCAGAGCGCUCUGAUCCUAAUUGCAGGGCGUGGGAAGGCUUUAUAAUGGAUUUUUAUUUGGCCUUUUUUGGGGCUGAAAAAUGAAGAUUUUAGAAAAAAGAAGACAUCCAAUGGUAAGUUUUUUUUUAUUUUUUUUACAGGUACUUAUUCUUUUGUUCCCCCCUCACUAUUUUUAGGGUGUGGUGGGUAGGUAGGGGUUUAUUCAUUUAUUUAUUUUUUGGGUGGGGGGGGUGACAGUUUCAUUUAGGGCCCCCACCUGCCGCUCAGGGGUGGGGGCCGGGGGGACCUAUUGGUCCCCCCCUUCCUCAUUCUCAUUUAGGGCCCCAACCACCGCUCAGGGGUGGGGGUUAGGGGGAGGACAAUAGAUUAGGGGCAUAAGUAGAGGGUUGGGGGCAAUGGUAGGGUGGUGUUAGGGGCAUUAGUAGGGGGUAGUUAGGGGACAAUGGUAGGGAGCUGUGGGGGUUAGGGGCAGUAGUGGGUGGUUAGAGGCAAAAGUAGGGGGUUAAGGUUAGUAGUUGGUAGUAGGGGACAAUGGUAGGGAAUUAGUGGGGGUUAGUACUUUAGGAGGCUAAAAAAGGGCUAUGGGGAAUGUUAAAAAAAAAAAAAUAAAUAAAAAAAAAAAAAUAUAUAUAUAUAUAUAUAUAUAUAUAUAUAUAUAUAUAUAUAUAUAUAUAUAUAUAUAUAUAUGUUUAAAAAAAACGGGGGAUCCAUUUCCAAGUCUGCACUCCUGGGGCAAGAUCCAAGUUCCGGUUCCAAGUCUGCACUGCAGAUUGUAGGCGCUCCUGGCGCCCACGCCUCCGUCCAUCAUAUCACUUCUACAAGUGAAGAGGCGUGUGUGGGUCCCCCCUUCAAAACGUGCGCCCUAGGCUGGCACCUACUUUGCCUAUAGGUGGCGCUGGCCCUGGUGGUGGUAGAUGCAUAGAGUUAAGAGACACUCUCACUGUUAAAAGACAAGCCCCUGCCCCACACUGGAGGAGUGAGAGGACACCCUCUGUGGAUGUGGUGGUAGAUAAAAUCAAAGAUUCAUACUCCAUGGCAGACAUGUCCCGAUCAGAGAGCUUGCAUAACUCUGUUUCCCUCUGGUGGGGGAUGCACUUGGAGUUUCGUCUCUACCCCAUUACCUUCUCAUCCUACUUCCAUCUACACAUAUUCUUAUUCACUUCUUGUUGUUUUUGUUUUUUUUGUAGAUUGGAUUAGCCGUAGUAGUCCAACAGACAAGAUGCCAAAGUAUUAACUUAUUUUUUUUUUGUUGGACUACCGUAGUAUAUAAAAGACUUUUAAGAGUUGAUAUUUUCUUAAAGUUUGAACUCUCGCAAGCUUGUCUUUUAAAUAUCAAAAAAGGUAUCACUGCAUACUGCAAUACUCUGGAAUUUUUACAUCUUUUUUUUGGCGGGAAUAUAACAUAAUAAUAUACAAAGGUGGGGGUUUGAGAGAUCCACUCUAUACUGACUGAACUAUGUAUAACAUUUUAUCAUUUUUGUGAUAAUCUGUGACCAAUCUUCUACGUAUAAAAUAUAGAUUAAAAAAAAAAAGAUAUCUGUAAGGGAGGAUUAAGAGAAAGAUAUGACACAUUAGGGUUAAAAACAAUUAUAUCCCCAGUGGAGAUGUAAUCAUAAUAAUGCUAGUAAAGCUUUUGCUUUCACUAGUUGUUGGUUAUUUCUUGACUUCUGUUUCCUUAUCCAGAAGCCUAAUAGAAAUAUCUGCAGUGGGUUUAAAUGUGGAUCAUUUUCCUGAGCGUUACAUUGAGUUUGUGUAUAAUUAUUAUGAAGGAACAUUAUCGGGGUAGACUUUGUUUCAUUAGUUUAUUCUUUCCCUACAGCUGGCAAGAGGUGGUGCAGGAAAGAAUGGCCCAGCCCCUGCAAUUCCACGCCUAGGUAUAAAGCCUUAUUCCUGGAACACUGAAUGUCUAAGAGGAGAUGUUCAAGCACCAGGCUGGGCUACUUCAUAUCCACAGGCACUGGGAUUGGCGGCAUCCUUCAGGUACUCGGAACAUUAUCUAAAAUGACUAAUUUCUCAGUAUUUCUUCUCUCCCUUUGGUCAACGAAAUAUCACUUCUUACAGUUGGCAGGACAAACAGUUGGCUACUUAAAUCACUUUUCUCAGCAAACAAAUAUGAGGAUUGAUUUCCACCAAAUGGCCAUAUUGUUUUAAGCCCACCAGUACCCCAAUGUCGGUGAGUCCUACAUUAUUUCUAAUGCAGGAAACAAAUUCGUUCUAGUGCUAAAUGAGCUACAUUGUAUUUAAUCUAUGAAUGAAUAUAUAUAUUCAAAGAUAUAGUGAUCGACGUUUCGACCCCUAAAGGGCCUUUUUCAAGAUCUUGAAAAAGGCCCUUUAGGGGUAGAAUCGUCGAUCACUAUAUCUUUGGCAUAUGUAAUUUGCACUUCAGAAUAAAUUAAUCACUUGUUAAAGACCUGUGAGUGCACCUUAUAUGUAUUAUUUUUGGUAUCUAUUUUGACGCUGAGGUUUGCACCCAGGCAAGAACAUUGAUAUAUCUAGCAGCAAAGGGAGUCCUAUUUCUUUUAUUUAUUUUUAUAUAUAUAUAUAUAUAUAAUCAAAAGUAAUGUGUUAAACACAAUACAACAAAUUCAAUGACAAAAAAAUUAAAGCCUUAGCGCUUUGAUGUGUAUAUACUCACAAUGCAUAUCCUAUAUCUGCUCUAUGAAAAAUGAUAAUUACAGUGACAUUACUAUACAAAACCUACUCAAAUGUAUACUUUUCUGUGGUCACCUCUGAAAAUGGGGGCGUGGGGCAGGUUGCUCAACCCAAAAGGAAUCUGGUCUGGACUCCAAACUAUACAUAGUAAAGAUAAAAAGCAGAUUGGGGGCACAACCAGAACAUGAAUUUCUUUGCAGUAGUGCUGCCGUAGAGGCCAAAAUGUACACAAUAUACCAAUUAGGAAAUAGCACGCACAUAAAAACACGUUUUAAGGGGGCGGAGCCGAGCUUCCGGUUGCAUCUACUGCGAGCUCCGCAAUACCAAGCAUCAAAAACCCACUUUAUCAAUGGGAACCCCCUGAUUUGUGACACAAGACAACCACCCCUGUGGCUGUAAAGCUAGCAUGGGUCGCAAAACUAAACAACAAAAAGCAGAAAAGCCACGGAUUCAUUAAAACAUUGGUGAUAUGCUGAGACAGGCACAUGGUGCAGCUGGGCCCAAGAUGGCCGCUUACCCUGACACCAACUCCAUACUCUCGGAUGACCUAUCCCUUGAGGGAGAGAUGGAGGAAAUACUCACCACGCAUCCAUCUCCUGUGGCUCAAACAAAUCCAGACACAUCUCCGGUAACCACAGUUCUAAAGGAAUUACUGGCCGACCUCCAGAGGAACAUGCUUACAGAUAUCCAAGCGGAUCUACAAGGCCUAAAAGUCCGGUUUGGGGAUGUUGAGACCACUGCUAGUACCAGUACUUAACAGAUAGUCAUGAUGCAGCAGGCAGUAUAAAAACUGCAACAACAACAUGACUGUUUUGACUGGCACUUUGCAAUUCUUGAAGAUAUACGACGCAGAAACAACCUGAAAAUAAGAGGUAUCCCAGAGGACAUUCCUGCAGCAGAAAUACCGCUCUUAUUGUGAUGCCUUAUGAUGGCCUAGAACUCCGGCUGCGGUACCGUGAGACCUUGUGGUCGGCUUUCAAAACAGCAGGGACAAGGUUGUGAUGAUGGCUGCUCUGAAUGGACUUACACCAUACAACUUUGAAACAAUGUCUCUGACUUUCUACAUUAAUAUCUCUGGUAGCACAAUGGCAUAAUGACACACCCUCCACAGAGAUGGAACCCGGAGACAGCGACUGAGUUCGUCCUGAGGCAACCUACCCAGGCCUCAAAUGCAGCAGUUACCACCUGACCAUCUACAUAUAUAAUAUUUAGUUUAAAAACCCAUGUGUUCUUGAUGUGUAGACCCCAUGCUAGGGGCAAGUGCAUAAAAUCCGUGUGUGGCAGAAUAAAGUUCAGUUGUACACCCAGAACUGUGUGUCGUCAAGUUAAUGGGAAGGAGGUUGGCUAUUCCCUUGACAGUAUCUUGUUCCUGAGUUCUACUAUUGGUGAUCCAGCGGAGGAAAGUCUUUGUCAGGAUUCCACUACAACGUGCAGACACACAGCCCUGAUCUGUGACCCAAUUAAAGCAGGAGCUUUAUUACAGGCUGUUUUUAUUACAUUACCCCCUCAAACAACCAAAGCAUUAUCAGGAGGGAGGCAUGGACCUCAUUGGCACAGUACAGUCUUUUUACUUGACUGAUAAACAAGAUUUGUUAAAAUAAAUGAAGGGGUGGCUAAACCCUAGUGCCAGUAUCUCCACUCCUUCCGAAAUGGAACUGUAGCUGAUAGCUCUGUCCUUACAAUGUCAUAGUUCAUCUGUGAACUAGGAAGUUUCUUAGAAUUGAAACAGCAGGGAUGGAGUGGGGCUUCUGUGCAGGCUCUUUGUGACAGGACAGUCCCAACUCCAGUCUUUGAUGCCGCUACUUCCAAUAUGAACGGCUUAUUGGGUUCAGGAUAAAUCAGAAUAACUGACAUGAAGGUUUUUUAGGAGUUUUUCAAUCCGGAAGAGCAGAUGCAUUCCAAUUAUUAGUGUCAGCACCUUUCUUGGUUAAUGCAUUAAUGGGUUAUAUGAUAGAAGAGAAGUUUUGGCUGCCCCUAAAUCCAAAAGAGUUUGGGCCAAAAUAGAGAAUCCAUUGAAAACUGGCUUAUGAAUUGUUUAUGGUGCCAGGAGUCCUGGAACACAGCAUCAUUGUUAAGAGAUGUACUUUCCUUAACUGCUUUUUAUACUUACCUGGUUCUCCUGGGUGCCUGUGGUCCAGACCAUCUUCACACAUAUAUUUGUAAAGAAGACGUUACCCUUCUGCAUUAGCACUAAAUAUUUUGGCCAACUGUGGACACAUUUCAUUGACUGAAGAGUGUCCAAUAACGUCUGCUGUGGUGGCUAUGGUUCUUAAAGUAUCCCAUUAAUGUACCCAAUUGGUGCAUGUAUGUACUGUGACAAGCAUUUAUCGAGAGCGCAAAUGUAUUGUGAGAAUGCAUUAAUAAAAUUAAUCCGUGCAUGUAUGUAAUAUGAGACUGGACUGGAUAUGGACUGAUGUAAUGUUCGGUUCGGCAUUCUGAAAUUCGGGACUUCGGCAACUUCAGAUGUUCUCUUGCAACCGCUUAGUAGAUAACUCCCUAAUUCCCACGGAGCUAUCUACCAAACGGCUGAAAGAACUAAAUUGGUCUUUCAGUCAAAUUUACUAAUACUAAGUAAAGAUUACUUAGUAUUAUUAAAUUCUCGUGCCGUGCGAGUGGGGGCUUUUAAACAGAUAGUCAUGAUGCAGCGGCAUGUGGGGGCCCUAAAUUAGAAUAAGGGGGGACCUAUUGUCCUCCCCCCUGGCCCCCACCACUGAGCGGUGGGUGGGGGCCCUAAAUACCAGUAAAGGGGGGGACACCUAUUGUCCCCUGGCCCCCAACACUGAGUGGUGGGUGGAGGCCCUAAAUACCAAAAAAGGGGGGGACCUAAAAUAAUCCACCUUCACCCAUGGAGGGCACCGCACAGACUGAGCUCCGCAGGGCGGGGGAAGGCUUAUAAAGCCUUGUCCGCCCUGCAAUUAGGCUCAGAGUACUGUGGUUGGUUUAAGCCAUCCAAUCAGAGUGCUCUGGCAGGUAAAUGAAGAGACUGACAGGUAAGUCUCUACAUUUACCUGUCACAGCACUCUGGUUAGCUUGAAAUCAAACCAAUCAGAGUGCUCUGUGUAAUUUUACAGUGUGGGAAAGUUCUUUAGAAUUUUCCCACGCUGUGUAAUUUGACUCAUAAUACUCUGGUUGAUUGAAAGCAAUCAGAGAAUGUCCGAAAUUCGUCCGAAUUGACAUUCGGAAUUAAACGAAUUGCACAUGUCUAGUAUGUAUGUGGUAUGAGAAACUCACAAAUGUAUUGCUGUAGUGCAUAUGUGUAACAUGAGACUGCAAGGAUGGACAUAGUGUGAGAAUGUGCAUGUUUAAUAUGUAGGUGUAUGUUUUUGUUGUGAAGAUUCAAGUAGAGUGCAGAAAGCAUGUGUGCAAUGUGUCUGUGCAUUUAUAUAGCAUGAGAGCAUAAGUGCAGCAUGUCAGUGCUUUUGUAUAGUGUGAGAAAGCAUGAGUGCGAUUGCUAAUAAUGCAGCUGAUAUCAGCUCAGGCAGCAAUACCAAUUAUUUUAUGUAGUCCAUGGAAUUGCUACCAAGUGAUUAACUACACCUCUCAUAAACACUUAGAGUGUAAGGUCAAGCUACACGGAAUAAAAUAAGAGCCUCCUGAUUGGCUAAAAAACUUCCUGGUCUGGGUAGAGUUCACCAAAAUAAACAUUUCCAGCAAGUGCAGGAAAUGUAAAGGUACAUAUCUUCAAAUUAUUGCAUAUUUUAAAUGGAGUUUAUGUAACCUGGAGUGUCAUUGUAAACAUUACUCUAACACUGCGUUUUGUCUUUAGUUCUGAACUGGUUGCCAAAGUGGCUAAUGCCACUGCCACUGAAGUAAGAGCCAAACAUAAUUACUUCAUGUCUAUUGGGAACUAUGAUGACCAUACAGGGCUAAGUUGCUUCAGUCCAGUCAUAAAUAUUAUGCGGCAUCCUCUUUGGGGACGUAACCAGGUGAGUUUCCACUACCACAUGUGUUAACUUUUCUAAAAGAGAACCAUUCUUUAGCCUGUUAAAUAUUCCAUAGCAAUUCACUUGUAGUUUCACAUGUACUGACAUUAAGCCAAACUUAAAUCUUUUUUUUUUUUUUUUUUUAUCUUUAUUGAAAAAAGUUUUUCUUUCUUUCAUUCCCUUUCUUUUUUCUUUUAUAAUAUUUCCUUUUCUCUUUUUUUUUUUUUACAAACAAAAAGAGAUUUACAAACAUUGUUACAACAAUAAACAAUCAGACAUUGGACAAUAAACAUCAAAAAAAGAAAUAGCAAAAAAAAAUAUGUAUAAAAACAUUACAAUUCAGUCACCUUCAAUGCAGAAAGAGAUUUACAAUAAAUCCAGAAAGGCUUUAUCCACCUUUUGUUCUGUCUCUUUUCUUACUCCUUCCCCUUCUCUUUCUUCACCUCUUCCCUCCUUCCUUCCUUUACCUUCUCCCCUUAUAUAUUAUAUUAACAAAAAAAAAAAAGCUGCCCUUUGCUGAGAGUUAGUCGCAUAUUGCUCCUAGGAACCUAAAACCAUAAUCUUUGACAAAUAAUUUUUUCUACCAAUCAGGCUCCGUAAACCUAUGGCUAAUUUAGAAAUUUAUGCACAGGAUCCACUACCCUAUCUACAAUUCCAAGACGUAUGAACCUUGGUAUAUAUUAAGUCACAUUACUUCUUCCUAAUUUUGCAAUCCAUUUCUGCCAUUGUUCAAUUCGUGGAUUGUAAUAAUUAUCUUGUCUCAAUUAAGCCAAACUUAAAUCUUAUUUCUAAAUGAAGAUAAGUAUAGAUGAGGAGUUGAAUGUUUUAAAGGAAAUCCAUCCUUUACUUCUUUUUGCACAAUAAUGAUAAAAAAGAGGUAGGGGAAGGGGAAUUGUGUGACAACCUCUAGAGCCACUUAUCCAAGAUAGUGGGGACUGCACCUUAAACACAAGGAAACCACCGUCGUGGCUACCAUGACUGGAGGCUGCAAAUCUCCUAUGUAGCAAAUGUUUCCGCAAUACGUUGGGGCAAAUUAUCUUGUGGUGUUCAGCAGACUCUAGUAGGAACACUAUAGGGCUUUUUAAAACUUGACAAAGGACAAAAUAUUGUCUGUAUGAUUCUUGAUGUUACGUUUGACAUCUAUACACCAAAAGAACGAGUAUGGGAAAAACUGGUGAGUAUAAGUGCUCAAUAUCUAUAAUUAGCAGCAAAUCACCAACAAGGGAUUCUCUCCACCCUUGUGAAGUGGAUAGUAAAGAUAACAGAAAGGAGGUGAUCAGCGCUUAGUAAAUCCACUUUUGAAAAAGCCUUUGGCGAAACGCGUUAAGUGAGGACUUAUUUUACCCACAGUUUGUUUGAUAUUUGUUUUUUUUAUUUAUAUAACUGUUGUUUCCAGCUUUUUACUUAUUAAACCUACUAUUUUAUACAUCACCACCUGUGGAGUACAUCCUUCAUACAGCCCUCAUAACCCUUUGGGUUCCUGUAUAUAUCCCUAGGUGGGGAUUGUUCCACCUCGAGUUCUUCAUACCAGAGCAGGACACUGCUCUCGGUGACGUAAGUAGGAUAUUUCCCUCCAUCAAUACCAAUUGUUUGUAUAUACUAUACCAUUGGAUUUUCUAUUUUGCUUUCUUCACAUAUACCUACCUCAUCUUGAAAACGAGGUCUAAAGACUUAUGUCCAGAGAAGCAGAUUAUUCCGUCAUAAUAGAGCUGAGACGGCUCUAAAAAGUGUGUGUGCACUUUUGUCCAUUUGUACUCCCUUCAAUUACAUAAACUGUACUGCACCAUAAUCUUUCUUGCUUUGUACGUAUAGAUUUAUAUACUAGGAACAACAUCUGCAUCAUAUGUAUAUAUAAUCUUUAGCGCUGAUCACCUCCUCUACUAUCUUUACCAAAAGAACGAGUGCCUGGACUUAUUGGGGAAAUGUUUUGGAUAUUCAUUCACCAAGCAUUGUAGCAAAUAAAUUGCAUAAUGUGAAAUCUUACUUUUCUAUUCUAUUAAAUAAAUAUUAUAAUAUAUUUGCUAUUUCUUCUCCAGGAGACUUAUGGUGAGGACCCCUAUUUAAGUGGGGUGCUAGCUGCAGCUUUUGUAAAGGGACUGCAAGGAGACCAUCCUCGAUAUGUGAAAGCCAAUGCAGGAUGCAAACAUUUUGAUGCCCAUGGAGGCCCGGAAAAUAUCCCAGUUUCUAGGUUCAGCUUUGAUGCCCAGGUAAAGUUAUUUUAUUUUAGUUUUUAAGAUGCUUUCCUGAUUCUUUGAUCGUUGCUCUUUUGAAAUAAUUAAAUAACAUCAAUUGAGUUAGUUUAUUCAGUUAGCUCUAACUAAUACAUGUGUUGGAUAUGUUGGCUCCUCCAUUUUGUUCUCCUCUGUCCUGUGGAAUGUAUAUUUGUGUGUUAUUAUUUUUUUAAUCCUAAUUGGAUUAAAAAAACAAUUCCGAUUAAAAAAAUUUUUUUUUUUUUUUUUUUUAAAUCCUAAUUGUUUUGCUGUAAUAAGUUCACUAUUUAAUGCGGCUGAAUCAGAGGCGUAUCUACUGAAGAUCGCAUUGAAACUGCACCCCUUUACACGUACCCCCCUCAUAAACCUAGCAUUAAAAAGUCCCUCUUUGUCCAGUUGAAACAUUUAUAUGAUGUGUACAUUCUCUCUGUUGAUCUCAUUUGAUAUCAGAGAUCACAUGACUGACAAUUAUAUUUAACUCUGUGUGAGAAUGUAUGUAUGAUAAUAUGCUAUGGUAAUAUUACCACCUGCUUCUAGAAUGCUCAUUUUGACAACACAGUUAGAGGGAGGAAAGCCCAACAAAAGGAAUUAAUAAAGUCAUAUGGGGGCGUGGCCGACCGGAGAUGGAGUAAGUCGCACGUUUGCGAGGCUCUGCGGUCCCCAGCUCAAAAUCCCUUAAUAACUAGCCUACCUGAAGCCACUACGGGGAAAUCUAGACGCCAGACGACCCCCGGUCCCUCGGGGACGACAUCACCGAAACAGCUGGCGGGCCCAAUGGACGAGUAUCUGUCCACACCCGACGGCUUCAGACCCACGUGGCUGUCGGACAAAAUGGCGCUGGACUCACCGGGUGCAAGCAGCAUGGCUGAAUCUGUAGCUGGCUCCACACAAGCAGACACCCUGACACAGAUCUCUGCAGAGCUAACAGCUAUUGCCUCUAACUUGUUGACAAAGGCAGACAAGUCAGCCCUGGUGCAGGAAAUGCGCUCUACCAUCAGAGAAGAGAUUCAGGAGAUGAGAAGAGACUUAACCGCCCUGGAGCAGCGGGUCACUGAGCUGGAAGCCGACUGCAUGCCGGCCUUUCAACACUCCCAAGCCACUGACAGCGCUACUUCAAGGCAAGGCACUGUUCUCCUAGAUUUAAGGAGGCAGGUCGAAGACCUGGACAACCGCAGCCGCCGCAAUAAUAUUCGCGUGAGAGGCCUGCCAGAACAGGCAGGGGAAGACCUCAGCGCCAUCUUGCCGUAACUCUUCACGCAAGUACUGGGAGAAGAAGCCCCAGACACUUACAAUAUUGAGAGAGCCCAUAGAGCGCUCCGACCCCCUAGGAACGAAGGACUGCCCAGGGAUAUUGUCUGCUGCCUACUAUCUUUUCAAUUAAAAGAGGCUAUUAUGAAGGUGGCUAGACCACAAACCAUCACAUAUAUGGACGCCCAGGUGUCCCUGUUUCAAGAUCUUUCGCCCCUGACAUUGGAAGCACGCUGAGAACUACGACCACUCACUCGAAUACUGCAAGACAGGAGGAUUCCAUACAGAUGGGAACACCUUUUUAGUCUGCAGGCCCGAAAGGACAACGAAUGGUGCACACUGAGAUGGCUGAACGAUGUCCCCGGGUUCCUGAGGGCCCUGGAUCUGCCUGCUGUGGCAAUACCUAAUUGGAUCUUGAUGGGCCCAACACAGCAUCCUGCAGGCCCCACCGGGCCGGUCCCACCUGGCAACCGGAGGGAAAGGCCCCUGAGGAGAGGGGGACCAGAUGGUCCCGAAGAAUAAAACCCGGAAUCACACAGGUCACGCACGCCCUGAGAACUUUCCGCUCCCUGCGGGCUGGGGGCCCCCUUUCCGGAUCCGCCCGGUACAGACGCCCUGGAUUCUGAAGCCGAUUCACCUUUUGGUGGUAUGUACUCCCCCUCACAGCACUAACACCCAGCCACACAGUUAAGGUUACACAUGCUGGUUCCCACCCCUCCCCCUCAGGGGACCCCUGCCUACACCAGGACUCGAAUGCCUCAGAACUCUAGCCCAGGCCUACGGAUAAAACCCAUGACACUUCGCCAUACAGAGAGCAACAGCAGGCGGGAAAAGCUUGCUUGGGUGGGGGACCACAGGUACGAGACCCACCCACUCCUGCAAAAGCAAGUAGGCACAAACUGCGGCCAUGGACACUUCGUCAGAGGUGCGCAUGCGGGCCAUAAGCAGACUACCUGGACUCUCAUAUACAGUUGCAAGAAAAAGUAUGUGAACCCUUUGGAAUGAUAUGGAUUUCUGCACAAAUUGGUCAUGAAAUGUGAUCUGAUCAUCAUCUAAGUCACAACAAUAGACAAUCACAGUCUGCUUAAACUAAUAACACACAAAGAAUGAAAUGUUGCCAUGUUUUUAUUGAACACACCAUGUAAACAUUCACAGUGCAGGUGGAAAAAGUAUGUGAACCCCUAGACUAAUGACAUCUCCAAGAGCUAAUUGGAGUGAGAUGUCAGCCAACUGGAGUCCAAUCAAUGAGAUGAGAUUGGAGGUGUUGGUUACAGCUGCCCUGCCCUAUAAAAAACACACACCAGUUCUGGGUUUGCUUUUCACAAGAAGCAUUGCCUGAUGUGAAUGAUGCCUCGCACAAAAGAGCUCUCAGAAGACCUACGAUUAAGAAUUGUUGACUUGCAUAAAGCUGGAAAGGGUUAUAAAAGUAUCUCCAAAAGCCUUGCUGUUCAUCAGUCCGUGGUAAGACAAAUGGUCUAUAAAUGGAGAAAGUUCAGCACUGCUGCUACUCUCCCUAGUAGUGGCUGUCCUGUAAAGAUGACUGCAAGAGCACAGCGCAGACUGCUCAAUGAGGUGAAAAAGAAUCCUAGAAUGUCAGCUAAAGACUGACAAAAGUCACUGGCAAAUGCUAACAUCCCUGUUAGCGAAUCUAUAAUACGUAAAACACUAAACAAGAAUGGAUUUCAUGGGAGGAUACCACAGAGGAAGCCACUGCUGUCCAAACAAAACAUUGCUGCACGUUUAGUUUGCACAAGAGCACCUGGAUGUUCCACAGCAGUACUGGCAAAAUAUUGUGUGGAUAGAUGAAACCAAAGUGGAGUUGUUUGGAAGAAACACACACUAUGCGUGGCGAAAAAAGGCACAGCACACCAACAUCAAAACCUCAUCCCAACUGUGAAGUAUGGUGGUGGGGGCAUCAUGGUUUGGGGCUGCUUUGCUGCAUCAGGGCCUGGACAGAUUGCUAUCAUCAAAGGAAAAAUGAAUUCCCAAGUGUAUCAAGACAUUUUGCAGGAGAACUUAAGGCCAUCUGUCUACCAGCUUAAGCUCAACAGAAGAUGGGUGUUGCAACAGGACAAUGACCCAAAGCAUAGAAGUAAAUCAACAACAGAAUGGCUUAAACAGAAGAAAAUACGCCUUCUGAAGUGGCCCAGUCGGAGUCCUGACCUCAACCCGAUUGAGAUGCUGUGGCAUGACCUCAAGAAAGCCAUUUACACCAGACAUCCCAAGAAUAUAGCUGAACUGAAACAGUUUUGUAAAGAGGAAUGGUCAAGAAUUACUCCUGACCGUUGUGCACGUCUGAUCUGCAAAUACAGGAAACGUUUGGUUGAAGUUAUUGCUGCCAAAGGAGGUUCAACCAGUUAUUAAAUUCAAGGGUUCACAUACUUUUUCCACCUGCACUGUGAAUGUUUACAUGGUGUGUUCAAUAAAAACAUGGCAACAUUUCAUUCUUUGUGUGUUAUUAGUUUAAGCAGACUGUGAUUGUCUAUUGUUGUGACUUAGAUGAUGAUCAGAUCACAUUUUAUGACCAAUUUGUGCAGAAAUCCAUAGCAUUCCAAAGGGUUCACAUACUUUUUCUUGCAACUGUACCUCCACGUGAGGCUGUUGAAGGUACCCCUAAUUGGCAUUGGUCAGAUAGACCCCAGUUACCCAAUAAGGACAGACCGAAAGCUGUGGGGACCUGCGGGCUUGGGGUGUGAUGGGGAGGGAUGGAGGGGAGCGGGCUUAGACACCCAUCUGGACUAGGGGAAUGAAUAAUUUGAAGAGGGCAGGAGGGAGAUACCUGGGACCUGUGGGCCCCACAUAGCCAUUAAAGAUAGGCACCUUGACCCUCAGACACUUAGACCUCACACAUACAGGGGGCCCCUGGGAUAAGGAACUAGAAGGAACAAAGGAUGGAAGCGCUAACAGGGCAAGAAAGGUCUAAGAUGCAGACCCAGAAGAGAGUGGGGGAACCCAGGGGGGUACCACAGAGAUGCGCCCCGGACACCAGGUGGUGACACCGGGAUGCACUCGUCUCCCCACGGCUCCGACCAACAUGCAAUAUUGGCUAAACAUGACACCCUGGGGUCCCCCACAACAAUACUAACAGCGGCCACGAAAACCUGGGGGGCCAGGAAGCCGGGGAGGGGCUGACCUCCGCAGGAGGGACCCUAGACGCAGGUGAGGCCUGUAGCGGGACCUCGGGGCGGGAUUGGCCUGUUUCCAGCUGUUAAAUUAUAUACUCAGUUCUGUUUUGUUAUGCUAUAAUGUUCAAGUUAUUUGAUUUUUGCUUAAUUACCUGCACUGUACACAAAAGGUAUGCAGGUCAUAGCUGUGAUGCUUUAUUGAGUAAAUACCCCUCUAGGCUCAGGAAACCUGAGCAACACAGUUGAGCCGGGUACAGGCAGUAGCCUCAACUGCCCCAUCAGAAUUCAACUUUACCUGGUCACUACGACCCCACACAACUGACUCGGCCUGUAAAUUCGAUCGGGCCCAGGGAUCCUACCGACCAUAGACGGACCGGACAUACCCUGGAGCAAAAGACCAAUCUUGGGUCAUUGUUGUCUGACCACCCGUGACUAUACCAAUCCACCCCUCCCCACACCGACUGCCACCGACAGACUUGUCCCACCUGACACAUACCAUACCCCUUUCCCCUUGUCUACUAUAUCUAACUCUCUCAUCCCAUCCCCACCCUUCUCCCUUCCUCUCCACCCCGAUCCCUCCCCCCCUUCCUCCUCACACACACUGUCGAGAUGUCACAGAAAUUCCAACCUGCACCGCUCAGGCUCUGGUCCAAUAACACGAGAGGCCUAAACGUCCCAGAGAAGCGCACACAACUCCUGCGGAUGCUGUGGUCCCAGAGGGUAUCCGUUGUAUUUCUGCAGGAGACCCACUUUUAAGAUGGGUGCACUCCCAUGCUACAAAAUAAGAUUUCCCCUGGGCUUUUUUUCGCGAACCACCAGGACGCCAAAAGAUCAGGAGUGGCGAUCCUUUUUGCGGGGACGGUGCCUUUUCAAUGCACCGCCACACAGGUGGACCCACUGGGAAGAUACCUCUUCAUAAAAGGAACCACAGCAGAGCGCCCGUAUACCCUAGCCAACGUGUAUUGCCCCAAUCGAGGCCAACACAGAUUCCUGGCUCGGGUGAUGGCAAUGCUUAGAAAAGUUCAGGGAAGGCUUACUGAUAUUAGCGGGUGACUUCAACACUCCCCUGGACCCCUGAGUGGACACAUCCAGGGGUAACCGCACCAUACCAGACCACUGCAUAUGCAGGACCAAACAAACACUCAAUAGACUCGGCCUGUCUGACUGCUGGCGGGCGGCGCACCCUGAGAGCAGAGACUAUAUCUGCUACUCUGCCCCGCACAACCAAUACAGCAGGAUAGAUGACAUCUUUAUCGCACAGGAAUUCCUUCCCCUGCUCAUUUCCGCAGACACAGGGAUUCAAGGAGACUCUAACCACUCCCCCGUGUCCAUCCAGAUUAAAUCACCCCUCUUCAAUCCGAAGGAACGCCAUUGGCGACUAAACUAAACCGUACUAUCAGAUACAGAAUGCUUGACACUGACCACGCAAGUACUUACCCAAUACUUCGUAACCAACACCGGCCCAACACCGCCCCAGAAGUUACAUAAAUGUGUCGUUAGGGGACACUACAUAAAUCUUUGCACGCAACGCAAAUGUGAGAACACUAGACACAUCAUGGAAUUGACCAAACAGAUAUCCGAACUCGAAACCACACGUAAAAGAGAAUUGACAGAAGACGUAUACCUCCAUCUGACCGACAAGAGGAGACAGCUUAGGGACAUACUCUGUCAGAAGUUACUCAACGUGGUCCGCAGGUCCAACCGCUAUUUUUAUGAGCACUCAAAUAAAUGUGGUAGACUGUUAGCCCGGACUCUGCAGCAGAGAUGGAGGCAAAACCACAUUCACAAAAUAAAAGCCCAAGGCCGAAAGGAAACGAGACUACCAGCAGAGAUUAUGCAGGCAUUCAGGGAAUAUUAUACUAGUUUAUACAAUCUGGCCGAUAGGCGAAGCCCACUCACCCCAACACAACAUAGACGUGAGCUGACAGACUUUCUCACCAAGCAUGUAGCCCGGAAACUUACCCCUAAGCGCUUAAGCUAACCAAAUCAAAUAAGGCACCGGGUCCAAAUGGACUCCCCGCAAGCUACCUCCGAACAUAUAGGGACAUCUUGCUGCCACACCUGUUGACAGGCCUGAAUUCGAUACUAGAAGGGCUGUAGUAACAGUUCUGCCGAAAGAGGGGAAAGACCCAGCUUGCUGCGCAAGUUAUCGCCCCAUUUCCCUCUUAAACGCAGAACUAAAAUUAUUUGCGAAGGCCAUGGCCCCCCGCCUCGCCAGGGUGCUGUCCUCACUGGUCCAUCCAGACCAGGUAGGCUUCAUUCCGGGCAGAGAAUCCCGGGAUAACACUGUAACGGAUAACCUGGCACCCCGACUGGGUACCUCCGUUGAAGGAUGCUCCUAGUGCUUCCUGAGGACACCAAGCACUGCAGCAGACACCACAACCACCGUAGACUCCUCCAGCGAGCAAGGCAGGAACAAGCUCUUACAAAAGCUUAGCAGUGAAUAUAGCAAGGGAGUAUGCAGAGCAUAGCAAUCCCUUGUAGCAGAUUCCCCCAAUAAGAGACGGCACUCCAAAUUGAGGGUGAAGUAGAACUGACUGUACUAGCACAUACAGCCUCUUUUAUUCCCAAUCCACAAACUUAGUACUGCCCACAGGGUUUUACAGAACAACCAAUAACACACGUACAUUACAGAAAACACUCCCAGCAAUUAUACACAAAAUCCUCCCCUCUGCCUGUGAUAUAAUUAUGGUACACAAUGGUUAACAUAAUUAUCACAAGCAGGAAAAAUACAGUUUUUAUAUAUGUACUAUAACUUUACAAAUAUACAUCCAAUCUUCAUAAAAAUUACUUAUUAUUAAUCAGCACAUUUUAAAUAUAAACAUACCCAAAAAUCAUUUGAAGUUCAGCCGUUCGGGAGAUAGAUAUAAGUCAAGUUUGACCGACCGCAAGCACAUUUUCAUGCCCAAAACAGUUCCAGAGAAUCAGGCUGUGCAGUCGGUCUAUUUCCCAUGUUAAAGUCAGUUCAAACAGAUGAACGACAACCAUUCGAAUUGUUGAACUGUCGAAUGAACUGUCGAAUGGCGUUCGAACUGUCGAAUGCAUUGAAGUCUGGAGAAGGUAAAACUUCCGCUGAAUUAAAGAUGGCCGCCGCCACGUGUUCGUUUUUUCAAAUGGCGGCCACUUCGACUACUUAGGCACUUCAGCUGCAUCCGAAGUGCCAAUUUAAAGCUGCAGAACUGCUCCAAUACAAUUUAAAGGGGCAGUAAGUCUUUUAAAAUCCAAUCUGCUAAAAUAGUCUUUAACAGGUUAUAUCUUCCAAGGGCCAUAGUCUUAAAGGGGCAUUGUUCCCAAAAGUCACAGUAUGUCCCCAGAUGGUUCUUAAAGGGCCAGCAGCAUAAUAAAAUACAAUAUGCCCAAAUAUUGUAUUAAAAUGGCCAAAUCUCCCAGGGGCUGUAGUCAGCAGGCAGGAGGCGGGCAAACAGGCUUCUCCAAUGCCCAGUGGCGAGGUUGGUUUUGCCACAAAUGCCAUACGGGCCGUCAACAUCAUCCACUCGGCUCGAAGGCAAGGAAGGGGUCUAGUCCUCCUCUCCACGGAUGCUGAAAAGUCCUUCGUCCGAGUGGACUGGUCAUACCUAGCCGCUACUCUACAACACAUGGGACUCGGACACAGUAUCCGAACCUGGAAAGCUGCGCUCUACACGUCACCUACAGCACGAAUAUGAGUUAACGUUGUUUGCCCUCUCUUUGGAACCGUUCCUGGAGGGUCAGGACAGAUGGGGGAAUCGCGGGUCACACAAUAGGGAACACGGAGCACUGGGUGGCGGCAUAUGCCGACGACCUGCUGUUCUUCCUGGAACGACCCCUGAUCUCCAUUCUGAACAUGCUAGGCCUAUUCCAACAAUUCGGGAGGAUCUCGAAUCUAAAACUUAACACCGAAAAGUCGGAGGCCAUAAACAUCUCGGUUCCCGCUGAUUUUGGGGAGCAAUUACGCUCCCAAUUCAGAUUCAGCUGGUGUGGCACUAAACUGAAAUACCUUGGCAUUUGGCUGACCAAAGAACUUUCACACCUCUACCAGGCAAACUUUGUCCCAAUCCUCGCCUCCCUACAGGCAGAUAUAAAAAAAUGGACAGACCUCUACAUCUUGUGGUUCGGACGUAUUAACGCAAUAAAAAUGAAUAUUCUCCCACGCAUCCUGUAUCUCUUCCAGACGAUCCCGAUCACUGGAACUACCCAAUCGGCGGGGGGGGGAGCAGGACUCCCCUUGAUCAUUGGCUACUACCGAGCAACCCAUUUGCUGAGGGUCACUGACUGGCACUCCACCCUAUGGAGAAACUGUGGGUGUGAGCAGAAAUAGCACAGGCCGAGGGGAAAAUACCCUCGGAACUAUGGAGGACGGGAAUUACACCUAACGCCCUCAGCACUGGCAAGCCUCUGAUUGACGCAACCCUGAAGGCUUGGUGUGCACUCCGUUACCCUCAACUAGCACCGGCGGACCUAAAAAAUUUCGGACGGACAGACUGGUCCUAUAUACGCCAAUGGUGCAAUAACUGCACCCUAAAAACCUUAUCCGAACUAAUCCCAGAUAAUACCUCAACGAUGAUCGACCGGUUCCGAUACCUCCAGGUCAAAUCCUUCUACAAUGGCCAAACAACAAUUUCACUGAGACCCCACAUACUUUGAAACAAUAUGCAUCAAUAGGCGACACAUGGAGAGAGGGAUCUUGACAUUAUAGGCACUGAUUUUGGAGGGAGAGAACAGGCCACCACCGAAAUACGUCGCCAGAUGGGAGAGAGAGAGACGGGGGAGCUACUCAAUGCCCAAGAAUGGGAUAAGAUAUUCCUACUCACGAACAAAAGCUAUAUCAGCUAAAAAUUUCAGGAAAUGAGCUACAAGUUACUAAUGACCUGGUACAGAACCCCAGAUGUUCUACAUCGAAUGAACCCAGACAAUGUUGAGACAUGCUGGCGAUGCGGAUCAGAGAGAGGCACUAUGAUCCACAUCUGGCGGACCUGCCCAGCCAUCACUCCCUACUGGGAGAUGGUUAACACCAAAAUACGGGAAAUAUCAGACCCAGAGCUCCCACUUCAGCCCCUCCCCAUGCUACUACAUCACACCAGCACGCCACUGAAAACCUAUAAGAAAUCCCUCACGAGAAAUUUACUGACGGCAGCUAAAUCACUGAUACCCACCCUGUGGAAAAGGUCGACCACCCCCACAUUCCAACAAUGGGUAGAUAUAGUGGGAGAAAUACACGCCAUGGAGUCUAUGACAGCAGCCCUCCAGGGCCGCAUGGAGAAAUGUCACCUAACCAGGACCCCCUGGAUCCUGUACAUUGCGGCAGAAGGCUCAGCCUCAUGAAAAACUACACCCAGACCAGGAACUGAACCUCCCCCGCUCCCUAGGAGAACUCUGGUGGGGGUAACCCAUGAAAACUAUAAAUACAAAUUUAGACAAAUAAGCCUCUAGGGGGCAUAAGUGACAGAGAGGUCCUUCUCAAAGUAAAUGUAAAAUAAGUAAAUGUUAUUGCUGAAAUGAUCAAAGAUAAACAUAAAUUGAGAGACUACAAAAAAAAACACAUUUAAAAAGUCCUAAGACUAUAGUGCAUAAUAGGGGCAGACAAUACUAGCCUAGGAACUGUUAGAAAUAUAUAAAAAGGAAAUGCAUAUGGAUUUGAUUAUCCCAACCAGAAUAAUUUAAAUGAACAGCUAAAGAAUAAUUUCAAACAUACUCAUUUUAUAUGACUUCUAUUCCAUUUUUUACACCUGGGUCAAUAUUAUCUACUCGCUUCUUAUCCUAUAUUUCUAAAUUCUGGUGAAUUCUUAGUUAUUUUUCACUUACAGAAAGAUUUGCUGACUUAUGAUGUACUUUGCUUGACCAUGAGAAUUCUAGUUCAAUUCUGUGCUUAUAGUACAAAUAUACGUAUAGUUUCUUUUUAGUUAUGUCAGUGAAACUAAUAAAUUCUAUUUACAAAAAAAUUAGAGAGGGAAAUUAAAUAUCUUAAUAUUUAAUGAAAUCUCUGUGAUAGAUUAAAAAUAAAUGCUUCGCUCAACAGACAUUUUCUAUAUUUGAUAUAGCAUUUGUAUUUUAGAAAAGUAAAACCAAAAGUUACAAAAACUAUAUUAAGAGUGCAUUGUUAUUUAUAAAACAGCAUCAGGUAAAUGACUGUAUCUUUUUUCAUAGUGCAGGUGCUGGAAAGAGAUUUGCGAAUGACCUUUCUACCUCAGUUUCAUGCAUGUAUCCAAGCUGGGUCAUAUAGCAUUAUGUGCAGCUAUAACAGGUAACUGAUAAGGCAAUCUCACUACAUACUCUUACUCCAACUCUUGGAUUCCAGCACCUGGCAAAUCUCCCUGCGCUGCUCUCCGCUCUCUGUGUCACGUCACGUCACUCCUUUCUGUGGUUCACUGGGUUUCUUCUCAUAGAGACGUAUUUCAUUGGAACGAACUUCAGGCUCAAAGAACAUGCAUACACUCUAAGCCAGGAUGGGAGUUGGUGGGGUUAGGACAUUCUUUUGAUUAAGCUAAAUGUAGAGAGGUAAGGACUGGAA
This is a messenger RNA of Pelobates cultripes (western spadefoot toad), 44345 nucleotides long. The record is from the annotation of a GenBank genome assembly. Lineage: Eukaryota; Metazoa; Chordata; Amphibia; Anura; Pelobatidae.